Molecule: messenger RNA, 903 nt
Organism: Arachis duranensis
Lineage: Eukaryota; Viridiplantae; Streptophyta; Magnoliopsida; Fabales; Fabaceae
Product: putative protein FAR1-RELATED SEQUENCE 10
Exons: 6
Coding region: 1-903 (300 amino acids)
Molecular function (GO): protein dimerization activity
Source: RefSeq, a predicted model, not a curated record
AUGGAAGCUGAUGUUCUUGCUAUUCCAAUCUCAACUGUGGCAUCAGAGUCAACUUUUAGUGCUGGUGGAAGGAUGGGAAUUGCUGAUGUCAUUUUAGACCUAGUGUGUAGUGAGAUCACGCUGAGAGAAACUGAUUUAAAAAUAUAUGUAGGUCGUAAUUCACCUAGUGAAAUUGCGGACAUAAUGGCAGAGCGGAGUAUGGAUUUUGUUGACCACUCCUUACGUGACCUCACUUCAGUAAUGGGUCAAGAAUUUUCUCAUGAAGGGAUUAAUAGUGAGCAUAUAUCAUAUGAUCAGUAUGAGCAGGAGGAAGAAAAACAUGAUGAAGUUGACGGGGAUUAUAUGGAUGAGGAUGACACAAAUGUGGAACCAAUGUUCGAUUAUCACGGCUUUAAUGAAGGAUAUACAAGGACAAGAGGCUUUAGUGCUCGGAAGAACAGGACUAGGAAAAGUCAUGUAGGCGUACUUAAGUUGAAGAAUUUUGUAUGUCAUCAUGAAGGAUUUAGACUACAAAAUAAUAAUGGGAUUGGAAACUUUAAGGAAAAAUCGACACCAGAGACAAAGUGUGGCUGCAAUGCAAUGAUGGAGAUUCGUCUAGAUGCACAUAGCGGUCGUUGGUUUAUUUCUUAUUUUUCUAAUGAACACAGUCAUCUGCUUCUGGAUCCUCGAUUGACUGGAUUGCUUUGUGGGCAUAGAUUCAUGUCCGAGGCUGAUAUUGGCCACAUGAUUAACAUGAAAAAGGGUGGGAUUAGUGUUGGGCAGAUAUAUCGGGCAUUAGCAAAUCAGGCAGGUGGCUACGAGUAUCUCUCUUUCACGCAAAAGAACAUGUACAAUAAAAUAGCAAAGCAGAGGCGCCAAUUACUUGGUAAUGCAUAUGCAGCAUUGAAGUAUCUAGAAGAUUGA